Zootermopsis nevadensis is the source of this 478-nucleotide messenger RNA. The record is from RefSeq and is a predicted model, not a curated record. Lineage: Eukaryota; Metazoa; Arthropoda; Insecta; Blattodea; Termopsidae.
UUCACACAUUAGCAUGAUUAGUUUUAAAAUGGCGCACAUUGUUUACAACGAAUACAGCAAGAGACUAACAUUCAAGAAGGUAAAACAACAAACUCUUUGGACAUUAACCAUCGUCUUGUGUAUAGCCUCACCAGCAUCCAUAGGCCUGUCACUUGUCUUAGAUUCUUCCAGCAGCCCGAUAGCAAAGCACUCUGAUGCUUGGUCCAUUAUGUGGGACAAACAGAGAGGGAAUAUUUCUAACUGGCAGAAAAAUAACAUACCAAGAAAUAAUGGGACCAGACAAUGUACAUCAAAAACUUGGAUACUAACUAGCCCAAAAGCAUUUCAGAAUUACUCCCUUGAAUUCUGAAUCUAUCAUAUGAAUUAAAAUAAUAAUAAUAAUAAUAAGAAGAAGGAAGCAGAAAAGAUCUUGAAAUACAAGGACCUUCUCAUAGAAAUACAGAGAAUGUGGAAAGUUCAAGCAAAAGUAAUCCCAAUA